Molecule: messenger RNA, 1065 nt
Organism: Silurus meridionalis
Lineage: Eukaryota; Metazoa; Chordata; Actinopteri; Siluriformes; Siluridae
Gene: ciao2a
Product: cytosolic iron-sulfur assembly component 2A
Source: RefSeq, a predicted model, not a curated record
AUAUUUUUACACACUAUUUAUUUUAUAAAUACAAUCUUAAAAGUUUUUUUUACUAACGUCUUUAUUUUGAAUAUCAGUUACACAAAGCUUGAACAUCAACGCGGAAGUGAAAGUUUAGGGUCGCGUUCCAAAAUCGCCGUGAAGUGCACUAGGGAGCAGGUUCAAACCAUUGUGUCGUAACCUACAUAGUGUACUUGUCUAACGAGCAAGGAAGCCGUUUGGGUUGUUUCCAUGGAGCCCAGUCAAAUGCAGCUCGACUUUGGAGUGUGAAAGUCGGAGAGCGCGAUUAUGGAGGCGUUCAGAACAUGGAGCUCAUUUCUAGUGUUGUAAAUAAGGUUUUUCAAAUCUCCUGGCUUUCUGGUGAAAAUAAUGUACGGAGGUGUAAAAAAAGAGAGAAAGCUUUAGAAGUCUAUGAUGUUAUUCGCACCAUUCAGGAUCCUGAGAAACCCAAUACUCUGGAGGAGCUGGAUGUGGUGACCGAAAAAUGCGUGGAAGUUCAAGAUCUUGGGGACGAUGAGUACCUCAUCAUUAUCAGGUUCUCCCCUACAGUGCCGCACUGCUCUCUGGCCACACUGAUAGGUCUUUGCUUACAAGUGAAACUUCAGCGAUGCCUACCUUUCAAACACAAGCUCGAGAUUUACAUUACUGAGGGAACACAUUCAACUGAGGAAGACAUUAACAAACAGAUCAAUGAUAAGGAGCGGGUAGCAGCAGCGAUGGAGAACCCUAACCUGCGGGAAAUUGUGGAACAGUGUGUUACCGAGUCUGAUGACUAAAGCCUCGUCUCACACAAUGUCCUAUACACAGUCUGAUUUAAAAAUCAUGGCCUGGAACACGGCGAAACGUUUUUUUUCUAUUUUCGUGCCGAUUGCUAGCAAGCUGCUCCGUUGACUUUUUUUCCUCGGCAAGUCCACAGUUCACACAACACUGUGAUCAAUAAGAAAGCAACAAGCCUAAUUGUUGUAGUGUUGAGCGUCCUUCAGAAAAUUCUUUCGUGAGUUAAGCCAGGCAGAAAAUAUCAGAGAGGUUUCAGAGCAGAAUAAAUCGGUACAUCUUGAAUUAUAA